This is a messenger RNA of Blepharisma stoltei, 570 nucleotides long. Lineage: Eukaryota; Ciliophora; Heterotrichea; Heterotrichida; Blepharismidae. The record is from the annotation of a GenBank genome assembly.
AUGAAAGGAAGCAAUUUAAACAGUUCAGAAACCCAAAGAGUAAAUGCAGCUUCUUUAUAUAAAGAAUGCUUGUUGCAGCAUAAAGAAUUUAUUGAGAAAAAUAAAUUUGCUCGAGAGUUAGAGCUAAAAUAUCAUAGAACAAUCCAUAAGAGUUUAAAACCUCACAAAUUAAAUGAAGAAUCUAAAGAAGUGAAGUUUCACCACUGGCCGGUUGAGAGUGAGCAGUUUACAAAUGCAUUGAGAAUCAAGUUAGAAAAUUCAUUGCUACCAAAAUUAAGCGUUCCAUAUUCACAUAAGAAUAAAAAUGACUUAUCAAUUGUAAAAUUAAGAAAGUCUCUAAAGCUUACGAGGGAGAAAUUAAGAAGUAAUCAAGAGUCAAACACAAGUGAAGAUGAUGCUCACUUUAGGCUAAACUCAAGCAUUGAUAAGCUACCUAAAAUAAAAAUCCCAAACUCUCACUCAAAAUCUCCUAGAAUUGAUAGUAAAGUUAGAAAAUUGCUAAGUGCAGAUUUAGAUGGAGAUUACCCAGUCAAACCUCUUUGUCAAAGCAUCUGCCUAUCAAUUCAUUAA